Molecule: messenger RNA, 2882 nt
Organism: Penaeus monodon (black tiger shrimp)
Lineage: Eukaryota; Metazoa; Arthropoda; Malacostraca; Decapoda; Penaeidae
Product: proteoglycan 4-like
Exons: 4
Coding region: 63-1016 (317 amino acids)
Source: RefSeq, a predicted model, not a curated record
GCAGUAGUCAGACCCUAUUGAGUUUCUUCCCGUGUCACCACUGCACACCAUUAACAAGCAAAAUGAAGUUAUUUUUGCCAGUUACCAUUACACUGAGUGCUAUUAUUGUUUUCGUUGUCGCUGCACCCAAUGCAGAACCUUCUAGUCUGGCACAAGAUCAACAAGUACAAGACGCUGAAAACCAGGAGGCCGUAGACUCUGCUGAAGUGAACGUUGCCACACCAACAGUAAUUUCUAAAGAAGACCUUAGUAAAGCAACCCUUGAUAAAAAGGCACCUACAGUACCUCUUGGUGCAGGCGUUGCUUUGCCUGUCAAAGCCAUAAUCGCCAAAAAAUCUCGACAUGCAAACACUAAAGCUAAAUCAAAGUCUAAAUCUCCGAAAACGUCUGCCUCAGAAAAGGUGCCCACAAAGGCAGGGCCACCUGUGAAUGUAAAAACAUCUGCCAAAAUAGGGACAGAAUCUGAACAAACAAUACCAGCCACAGAAGAUGAAAACCCUGCUACAUUAGAGCCAGAACCCAAACCAGCAACACCUGUGGAUGUAAAAACAACUGAUCUGUUUUUACCAGCCACAGUAGAACUAACAGCCGAUGAAGGGAUAACUCAACAGAGAAAAGCAGAAGAGAAGACAGCACCUGCUAAGGUUGAUAUGACUUCAAAAGUAGAAAUUCUAGAAGUAACUGAAGCAACUAAAGGAAAAUCAGAUACUGAACAAUCUGGUCAAGUUGAACCAUCCCCUCAACCAACUGAAGAUAAACCCACUCCCAAACAACCUGCCGAAGAUAAACCCACUCCCAAACAACCUGCCGAAGAUAAAUCGAUUCCUGUCCAUCCUACAAAUGUUAAACCAACUCCUGACCAACCUCCUUUUAAGCCAACUCCUGAACAACCUCCUUUUAAGCCAACUCCUGAACAACCUCCUUUUAAACCAACUCCCAAACAACCUGCCAAAGCAAAACCAACUCCUAAACAACCUGUCGAAGAUAAACCAACUCCCAAACAACCUGCAAGAUAAACCAACUCCCAAACAACCUGCUAAUACUAAACCAACGUCUAAAGAGCCUGCCAAGCAACCUGCCGAAGAUAAACCAACUCCUAAACAGCCUCCCAAAGGAAAACCAACUCCUAAGCAACCUGCUGAAGAUAAACCAACCCCAAACAACCCGCUAAUACUAAACCAACGCCUAAACAGCCUGCCAAGCAACCAGCUGAACAUAAACCAACUAAGCAUCCUGCCAAAGGAAAACCAACUCCAAGGCAACCUGUAAAGGUUGAACCAGCUCUAAAACAACCUGUCAAAGGGGUAGGAACGACUAAGGCAUCUACAACGAAGCCGAUUCCUCAUCCCAUAGAGAAGAAACCAGUGCCUCCGCUUGCAGUGGCUCAGAUCUCAAAGCAUGAGAAGGAUAAGGCAAAACUACCUGCGAAGAAACAGCCUGUUACGCAUCCCAAGGCGAUUCCAGCCGAGUAUAAUCAGGCCUUUGACGAUGGAAGCGAGGACGACAAAAGUAUGAGUCCCCACACCAAGGUGGGCCUCGUAUCCGUUGUCAUCAUCGUUCUGGCAAUCACAUCCACUGUGGUCGGAGUGUGGUACAGGAAAAUCAGCCUUAACCAGCAAAGAUACCGGUACCAUUCUCUUCUCACUGACAACGACGAGGAGUUCAGCGUAUUCAAUAGAACGGCCUACCACUCCAUAGACGCGGGUUCCUACGACUCCUGGAAGGAACACAACUACUAACAUUGAAGAACAAGACAGUAUUCCAUUUCACUCUCUCUCUUGGUAAUGAUCAUUAUGUAUUACCGAUUAAGUAUGUUGAUUAACAAUGUGGAAUACACUUUACUUUUGAGAGAUGUGGAGAAGUGAAGAUGUGCAACACUGAAAUGUCAUUGUUGCUGGAUGGCGGACUGUGGAUGACUGAAGGUUAGAAACUAUGUCGCAGUCUUAGUAAAUUAGAUCGUCAUAUAUGCUAUACAAUAGGGAUUCCCAAACUUUCCUUUUAUGUGGCCCCCGAACAGCGUAUACACGUAUAGCCAGACACACACAUAUGUCCGUAAACUCCAUCGUUACUGUUAUCUUUUCAGAUUUAGUUUUUAACAGUUUUGAAUAGUUUACUGGUCCCAUUAGCUAUAGGGCAAGGAGAUAAUUUUUCAGCUUAUUGAUAUGGGAAAGACCUAUGUAGGCCCUGCACUACAUCUGAAUUCGAACUCUUUAAUUUCACCAUGGUCAGUGGCUUCCAAGUUUGUAACUUUACAAAUGAUUAGUAUUCGAUAGUCUGUAAGGAGUGAUGAUCAACAGGACUUGUAAAUACUGUUAUUUUAACUGUCAUAUUGUUCCCUCGACCGAAAUUUAACUUUAUUGUUUGCAGGUUAUUUAUUUAUUUUUUUUUCAUCUUCAAUACUUAUUCAUCAUGAAGUUAUUACAUGAUACUCCCGUAACAACAAUACUCAGAAGAAAUUUUGUAUCAAUCGAAAUAUUCGUCAUGAUUACAAUUAUGGUUUUAUUGUGAUAUAGUUGUUGUCUUUGAAUGGACAUGGUAAACAAUUGUAUCUGGCAAACCAGGGUGAAUUUUGUUUUAUCAGUAACAUCGUUGUAUUGUAUUAGUCAGUUCCUCAAUUAAUUCCUCAAAGAGCUCAGUGAUCAAAUAUUGUUCUUUCAGGUAUCUAGUUCAUAGAAAAAAAUAUAUUUGUUUCUUCUUAUUUCUUUUUGAAUGUCGCAGCUAUACUUGUCUCGUGAUUUUUGUAGUGUACAUUUUCUUACCUUCACAAAUACUACACUCAUGUUGAUAAAAUGUUAUUCUUUCAUUUCACAGUAUAACCUUGUAUACACAUUUCUCUUAGCAAUAAGGACCUUGAAAUAAACUUGCUUCUUAAGUAAAUUACA